Messenger RNA from Marmota monax (woodchuck), 924 nucleotides. RefSeq names its product chromosome unknown C10orf120 homolog (gene CUNH10orf120). The coding region runs from base 1 to 924 and encodes 307 amino acids. The record is from RefSeq and is a predicted model, not a curated record. Lineage: Eukaryota; Metazoa; Chordata; Mammalia; Rodentia; Sciuridae. The transcript has 3 exons.
AUGGGAGAUCAGCUGUCAGAGGAUGGGAAAACAGAGGACUGGACAUCAGGGGCCCAAGAAAAGAAGACUUCAGAGGAGACGCAUAAGAGGAACGGAAAGUCAGUCAGAAUCCUUAGUGCCCCCUAUUCCUUCCCAGAGAGUUGCCAGGAGCACCCGCAUUGUCAGGAGGACCCAUGUUCCACAUCGCCCUCAGGGAUAUGGAGCAAAUCCUACAAAUUAGACCCACGCAUCGCCUUUGGGAAAUACUCCCCUAUGGAAAAUGAGAUCCUACGUCUAGGUGGCAUCCACACUAUGGCAGCCAGAAGGCUUUUGGCUUUUAAAAAAGAGGAAGAACACAAGAUGCUGAGGGAGCUACAGUUGCAGUCCCCAGACUACAUACAGGUCGCGCACUGUAAGAAACACACCUCUGGCAACGUGUGCGCACCCCUGGAAAGAGUGUGGACGGCAAAGGUGAUCGUACCCUCUGAGGAGUUUAAAAUGCCCCAGCGGGAGAAGGUCAACAUCAGCAAGCACAUAGAGCGGAUGCAGCUGGCUCGAGCCCUCAGCAGCAAGCACCUCUUACCCUACAUGGAAAGGUUCCGGGGCUCCAUGUUUCCAUCCGGAGGAGGCCUGGGCCCCCUGGCAAAAGAUAAGGCCUGGAAAAAGGGGGACAGCUAUGACAGUUAUUACCAUGACAAUAUCAAGGAGCAAAACCCCACAAAGAGACACGAAAUAAAAAUGAACGUUACUUUCAAGUCAGAAGAACCCAAGAAAUGCAUAGCCUGCCAUCGACAUGACCGUCAGCCUUUCCUCACCAUAAGAAAACUGGAACGAUGCAUCGCGGGCCAAACGAACCGAAACCGCCUGAGCUUAGCUGAAUUCCCGGGAGACCUAAUGCUCAUGACCCAGGAUUUUCUAUCCCAGGGAACCCACCCUGCAAAGUGA